AUGUUUGAUCAUGAAGUUGGGGAUACUGAAGCUCCAAGAUUCCAUGCCUCACCCAAAUUCAUACAGGCCCCAUCGGUGGCAGUACCAGGACUCACACUAGCAAAGGACGAUAGAAAAACAACAAAAGAAGAAUCCCGUGAUUUGAAAUUCCAGAACUUUGCUCUGCCAAAAAAUAGGUCAUGGCCUCGAAUCCAUAGUGUCACAGGCCAGUACCAGACUAUUAAUGAGCCUCUUCUUGAUGGCGGAAGGAAAUUAGCAGCAGUCCUCGAUGGAGCAAAAGGCCACACAGAUGAGGACUAUGAAGACCCUGAGCUUCAUAUGGUAGAAGCACGGCAAUCAGUGAAAAUUUUACCAGCCAGGCCUAUAAAGGAAUCUGAAUAUGCAGAUACACGUUAUUUCAAGGGUGCGAUGGACAUGCCGCUUUCCUUAGAUGCCAAGACCUCUAUCCCCACAGACAGGCAAACCUGGAUGAGGCUGGAAGAAGUGGAACAACCCAUUUCCAGGGAUAUCAGAAGCCAAGAUGUUAAAGGAGACAAACCCACAAAGGGAAACAAGACUCCUUUACCACCUCCUCGGCCGCCCAUCACUCUUCCAAAGAAGUACCAGCCCCUGCCCCCUGAGCCGGAGAGCAGGCCACUCUUGCCUCAGAGGUACACCUUUCCCGAAGUCCAGAGAGGGUCCAGACAGAUAAGCUUAAAGAACUUAAGUGAGGUCCUUGGAACAGAGAAAGUUCCUCGUCAUCAGAUGAAGCCUGAAUUAUCUCACCUGUCACAAAACCAAAGUCCUCAAGAGACUCCUCUUGCCAUUGCCAGCUCUUCGUUCGUGACUCACAACCACAGUGUACAAAGCAGAGAUCAUAAAGAAAGCAUGCAGUCCUAUCCUCCUCAGAGAUGUCUGUCUCCAGCCAGCUAUGGCCCUCUGGAAAAUUCUCUAUAUUGUAAAAACAUGAGCAGGAAGAAACCUUUCCCCACAAGGUCUGACGAAGAGGAUAUCCGGCACAACGGGUGGUACAUUGGAGAAUACAGUCGCCAGGCAGUGGAAGAGGCAUUGAUGAAGGAGAACAAGGAUGGCACCUUCUUGGUCCGAGACUGUUCCACAAAAUCCAGGGCGGAGCCCUAUGUGUUGGUGGUGUUUUAUGGGAACAAAGUCUACAAUGUGAAAAUCCGCUUCCUGGAGAGAAAUCAGCAGUUUGCCCUGGGGACAGGGCUCAGAGGAGACCAGAAGUUUGAUUCAGUGGAAGACAUCAUCGAACACUACAAGUAUUUUCCUAUUAUACUCAUUGAUGGAAAGGAUAAAACUGGGAUCCACAGGGAACAGUGUUACCUGACUCAGCCCCUCCCUCUCAACAGACACUUCUCACUUACGUAG
Kogia breviceps (pygmy sperm whale) is the source of this 1368-nucleotide messenger RNA. RefSeq names its product cytokine dependent hematopoietic cell linker (gene CLNK). The coding region runs from base 1 to 1368 and encodes 455 amino acids. The record is from RefSeq and is a predicted model, not a curated record. The transcript has 19 exons. Lineage: Eukaryota; Metazoa; Chordata; Mammalia; Artiodactyla; Physeteridae. Gene Ontology annotation, biological process: cell surface receptor protein tyrosine kinase signaling pathway; intracellular signal transduction.